Molecule: messenger RNA, 2394 nt
Organism: Rotaria socialis
Lineage: Eukaryota; Metazoa; Rotifera; Eurotatoria; Philodinida; Philodinidae
Source: the annotation of a GenBank genome assembly
AUGAGUACGCUAAUUACAGAACAUUGUACUGUACUUGAACAACUGAAAGAAAACUACGAAUUUUAUCAAAAUCGAGAUGAUAUUUUACAUGAUUUUUAUACGGAAUUGACUCGUCUUCAAUCAUCGGAUGCAAUUACUUUUCGGCAAGAAAUAAAUAAAGUUACAGCGAUAUUAUGCACGAAUAUUCUGAAUCUUAAUGAAUUGAUUCUACAAUAUUUUCUCGAUUAUUUUAUUCAAUUAUUAAAGAAAUGGUCUGAAUUGACGUAUUUCGAUGAUUCAAAUGAAGUAGAAACAUUCGACAGUAUAUCGAUCAUUUUUCAACGUCACACUCACCGUUGUUCGAAUGAAUUAUUAGUUAAAGAAAUCUCUCAAUGUUUACUAACAAUUGCACGUAUCGGAAAGAGCAUGAUUACCUGUCAAAGCAUUACAGCUAUUACUCGAGUACUCAAGGUUUGUACUGGUAUAUGGAAUAGUAGUGGACAUGCUUUUAUGCCAGUGACACCAUUAGACGAUAGUGCCAUAAAAUGUCUUUGUGCACCGUAUACUAUUGAAGUUUUUGCUCAAUUUAAUCUAUCGGUUAAAUCUGGCGAACGUACACCAGCAGAGGAUUUUGUAUUGAAUGGAUUGCACUAUCAUGUUUCAUGGAUGAAUAGAGACGCAACUCAAGAGAGAGCUAAUGAAUUACGCGAACAUUUACUUCCAUCAAUAAGUGAUUUACUGGAUACGUAUACAACAUCGUACGAAGAAUGGUCACAAUCAUCUAUUAAUAUUAUUACAACAUUGACAACAUCAUUUCUCUAUUCUGUACAGCUGACUAUAGUAAAUGAUAUACAUAUCGAUGUACAACAGCAUAUUUGUGAUAGUGCUAUUCGUAUUCUUUUUCAUACAGAAACUCCAUCGAUGAAAUUAAAGAAUAAUUGUCUUCAAUAUGUUUAUAUGGGUACAUCCAAUGAUAAAAUAUUAGAUCAUUUAAAAAGUCAACAACUAACAGCAACUAUGUUUAAAAUAUUAAAUAUGUACAAGAAUGAAGCAGAAAUUCAAUUUAAUGUUUAUAGAAUAUUAGCUGCGAUCAUGACAGAAGAAGAUAUUAAACGACUUGAUGAUCCAGGAGCUAUAGCUAAAGUAUUUCUGGAUCAUUUAACAGAAAUAAAAGAUCUUUUAGGAUGGGAAACAAGAAUAAAAAACCUGUUGACCAGUUUAAAAAUUUUAUUACAACACGAUCAAAUUCGAGAUGAAAUAUAUGAACAAGAUGGUUUACCACUUUUUAUUUAUUGUGCAACUCUACCUAGAUAUGAUAAAAUUAUUCAUCAACGAGCACUUGAAAAUCUUUUAAUAAUGUCAUUUCACGAAAAAGUUAAUAAAAAUUUAAAAGAAGAUACUGAUCUCAUGGCACAAGUUAAAUCGAUGUCAGAAGAUUCAACAGAACCAGAUGUGCAACGAGCAGCGGAAGGCUUAUUAUGGAUGUUGACAAAAGAUGAGACGUCAAAAGAUUCCGUCGAUGAUAAAUCAUCAGAACAUACCUAUGAUAUAAUGAUUAGUUAUUCACAUAAAGAUAAAGAUUUAUGUUUUCGACUUUAUGAUCGUUUACAAAAAGAUAAAUUUCGUGUAUGGUUAGAUCGUGAUCAAAUGCACGGAACACCACUUGAAGCUAUGUCGAAUGCAAUUGAAAAAUCAGAAUUUGUAUUCGUUUGUAUGUCCGAUUCAUACAAACAAAGUGGAUACUGUAAAAUGGAAGCAUACUAUGCAUUAGAACGACAAUGCUGUAUUAUUCCAUUGAUUAUGAAAGCACAAUAUAGACCCGAUGGAUGGCUUGGAAUAAUUGUGACAGGAAGAAUGCGUAUUGAUUUACCGAAAUAUGGCUUUGAAGAUGCUUAUGAUAAACUAAUGGUUGAAAUUGAUCGAAAUCGAAAAGAGAAAGCCAAAAGCACUAUUAUGCCUUAUCAUGAUUCACCAUCGGCCUUGAAACUAGCACAUGAUUUGCCAUCGAUGUUUAAACCCUCACAUGAAACUCCUGUUCAAGCAGAUAAGAAAAGACCAAAAGUCACUUAUGAAGCAAAACAAGAUCAUCAUUUACCCUUGAACAUUGAAGAAUGGAACAAGGAUGAUGUACAUCAAUUUUUUAUUAAACAAAACCUUACAUGCUUUUUACCUAUAUGUGAAAGAAUGAAUGGCGCACUUCUUCUACAAUUGUAUCAGAUGUGUGCGACAAAUUCACCGGUGAUGUUUCAAUCACUCAAUAAUCAACUCGCUAUCGUGGAAAGUGAUUCGAAACCGUCUACGAUUCAAACUAUGGAAUAUUUACAAUUUUUAAAUGAUCUUAAAAUUUUUGUGCCGAUUACCAUUGAGAAAACAGAAACUCCAGGCGGUCGAUCUGCUUUUUGUGUCAUAUUGUGA